CUGUGGGCAACCUCAGACAGGUGGAGGAGACGUCCUCAAGCAGCUGAACUGCACCGAGGUGGUCGGACCUGAUCGGGCAGGACUGGGCUGGGCUGGGCUGCAGGACGGACACUGUGCACGCUCCGGUGCGCGGAUCCUCCUGCAAGCUGCUGGAUUCAAAGUAUGAGACCAGAUCCAAAACAUGAUUUGGAAUGAUUUCUCCAUCCUGCUGCUGCUGCUGCUGCUGCUGAGGCUUCGCACACAUGCUGGACACUUAAAUGUGGACGCGGGGAGGACGAGGGAUGUAGUUGCAAUGGAUUAAUGAGGAGUACACAUGGGCUUCUUUUUUUCUGAGAUUAUUGGCGUGUAAUUUUCAUCACCCUGCCUCGGCCAUGGAGAACCAAGCAGCCGAGCCACAGAACUAUGAAGACGUACAGAAAAGCGGCUAUCUCCGCAAGCAUAAAUCAAUGCACCGGCGGUUCUUCGUGCUGAGGGCGGCCUCGGAGCAUGGUCCCGCUCGACUCGAGUAUUACGAGAACGAGAAGAAAUUCCGCAGUAAAUCACCUGUGCCCAAGAAAGUCCUGAACCUGGAGACUUGCUUCAACAUCAACAAGCGGGCAGAUUCCAAGAACAAGCACAUGAUAGUGCUUUAUACCCGCAGCGAGAGCUUUGCCAUCGCUGCAGAUAGCGAGGAGGUCCAGAACGAGUGGUACCAGGCGAUGCUGGACCUCCAGUGCAACUGUAAAACUCCUGAAGACUAUGGCAGUAGUGGAGAGUGUAGCUCUCCGUCUCCUGUUCCAACCUUCAAGGAAGUCUGGCAGGUCAAGGUUUGGCCCAAAGGUCUUGGACAUGCCAGGAACUUAGUGGGCAUCUACCGGCUGUGCCUGACUGACAAGACGGUCAACUUCGUCAAGCUCAACUCUGAUGUGGCGGCUGUGGUGUUGCAGCUGAUGAACGUCCGCAGGUGCGGUCAUUCUGAGAAUUUUUUCUUCAUCGAGGUGGGCCGCUCUGCCAUCACCGGUCCUGGAGAGUUCUGGAUGCAGGUGGAUGACUCUGUGGUGGCUCAGAACAUGCACGAGACCCUGCUGGAGGCCAUGAAGGCGCUGAGCGAGGAGUUCCGUCAACGCAGUAAGUCUCAGUCCGUGGGGACGUCAUGCGGAGGGGGCACCGCCUCCAACCCCAUCAGUGUCCCGAGCCGUAGGCAUCACCCCAAUCUGCCGCCGAGCCAGGUGGGCUUCUCCAGAAGAGCCCGCACGGAGACCCCCGGAACAGGAGGCAGCAGCACGAGCACCUCACCUACAUCACGCCACGGGUUCCCGAGGGCGAGGACUGCCAGCAUCGGGGCCAGGUCCGAGGAGGGCGGAGCGAGCGCCAAAGGGACGUGGGCGAGCUCCAGCCCGAGUCUUAACGGCUCCUGCUCAACCACACCGACACUGAGGCCUAAACCCACCAGGGCCCCCACUCCUGCAAAGAUAACCCUAAGCCUUGCACGUUACACGCCUAACCCUGCACCCUCUCCUGCGCCGAGUCUGUCCUCCAGCUCGGGUCACGGCUCCGAGUGCGGCCUAGUGGGAGCAGCAGUGGGGGGCAUGAUGAUCUGCUCCUACCCUCGUGUUUCUCAGAGAGUCUCUGUUUCAGGUUCACCGAGUGACUACGGCUCCUCCGAUGAAUAUGGCUCCAGUCCUGGGGAACACUCGCUGCUCGUCCCCAGUCUGUCUGGACACCACGUACACGGCGAAGGCGCCUCCAGCUACAUCGUGAUGGGACAGCGGGAGGGUCUCCUUGGCUCCCAUCACCGAUCUAAAGGCCGCCGGAUCUUGCGGCGCUCAUCCAGCAGGGAGUCUGAGGCAGAGCGCAGACUACUAAGUAAGAGGGCGUCCCUGCCUUUGGCGGCCCACGAACGACUUGCCCCGCACAGGAAAGACGAAGAUGAUGAAGACGAUGAAGAAUACGCCAUCAUGUCGCAGAGUGUGAACCGAGAGAGAGCUGAUUUGCACCACGGUUCAGGGGGCUUGGCGGUUGGAGGUGGGCAGCUUGACACCGGAGGGAAAAAUAGGAAGAGGGCUGAGAAAAGCAGGCGAGAAGUGGAAGGUGGACCUGCCGUGGACAGUGGCUACAUGUCAAUGCUGCCUGGAGUCACGUCUCCUCCCGUUUCACUCUCUCUCUCCAUAGGCAUGUCAGAAACCAGCGCUAAACCUGGAGCAGAUGACGAGUACAUGGCCAUGACCCCCAACAACAGCGUGUCACCCCCUCAGCACAUCCGCCAGCCCAGCACAGAGGGCUACAUGGUCAUGUCUCCCAACAGCAGCAGCUCCACAGACCUGCACGGUCUGGGCAUGUGGGACAGCAGGGCCAGCAUGGAGAGCCGGGCCGCCAGCGACUACAUGAACAUCUCACCGGUCUGCAGCCGCUCCGCCUGCAGCACGCCGCCUUCCCACCCCGAACAGCACCAACUGCAACCAAAAAUGUUCAAUUCCUAUUUCUCCCUGCCGAGAGCUUAUCAACACACGCUCUAUAGUCGCUUUGAGGACGACUUAAAUAAAGGGGAAGGAAAAAAGGACAGCAGCGGGCUUGAUGGUGCUGGAAGGGGAGGGGGAGUGGGAUACAGCAAGAGAAACAAAAUUGCAGCGGGCUCUGCAGGAGGCUGUCAGCUCUCCAUGUCUUCCUCUUCCUUCUCCUCCAGCUCAGCCAGCAGCGAGAGCCUGGAAGACAAGUCCAUAUCGGUGGGCAGAGGGUUAAGUUUAGUAAGGACUGGAGCUGAGUACAAGUUUGCGGGUUCGUCCGCAAAAGACGGGCGUCACCAUCAAAAGCGUGGGUCGACCAGUAAGAGCCCAAAGCAACAAAGGAGGGGUCGUCCCCUCAGCGUGUCUUCGGACAUCACUAAAGCAAACACCCUGCCCCGGGUGAAGGAGAACCUAAUGCCAUCUGUGUCUCAAAACGUCGGUGAGUAUGUCAGUAUUGUGUACAAGGAGGACAAUAAGUACAGCGGAGGACAACGUUCUGGCUCUCAGCGUGGACAACCUGUGAUCCAUGGAACCCUCCGGCCUUUGAAUCAACCCCUCCUCUGCCACGAUAAUCCUGCUAACCUCCCCCGCAGCUUCUCAGCUCCAUUGUCCACCUCCGCUGAGUACGUCAGCAUGGAUUUAGGGAAGUCCUCGACACCCCGGACUCCCCUUCGAUCCACGUUCAGCACCCCACAGGGCUCACCAGCUGCCGCCCCCAAGGCCCGACAUGAACACAGCACGUCCUCUCCUCUGGCAGCAGAGGGCAACGCCGGGUACAGAAAAGUAAAGAUGGCGGUGAUGCCAAUAGACAGCCCUGCUCCCGGUUCAGAUCCCAGCAUUUCAGUUAGACCUGCCAUCCAUUCUGGUCAACCCUUGUCUUUGGAGCAAGAGACAGGGUUGGGUUUCUCCCCGGUCAAGUCCUUCCAGUCUCCCGAGCGGAGCAGCAGAUCGGUCCGAGGUGACCAGCAGCAGGGGCGGCAGAGCCUCCACCCAGAGACGUUUAACUCCCCUCCCUCCCUACCGCGCCACCCACCAUCUUCUACCUCCAUCUUCCCGGAGGGCAGCCAGGCGGCCAGCCAUCGGCAUGGUUUGGAUUGCUCGCCGUGGGAGAACAGGCAGGCAGCUAGUUUAUCUGCCACACCUCCACCACAAGCCUCCACCUCAUCUGCUGAACAGGGCCUUAACUAUAUUGACCUUGACCUGGCCAUUAAGGAGAGCCCUCAAGCUGGAGUGGAGCGCCCCUCUGCCGCCUACAACAUUGGGGGAAGCGCCAUUGGCAGCAGCGCCGGCUCCAGCCUCAAUACUUACGCCAGUAUUGAUUUCUAUAAGUCAGAAGAAUUGAGAGCACACCAGAACAGUAGAAAGGAUGGUCAAGACUGUUGAUCUCCAUGUCUGAUCUGAGCGUUGAUGCCGGUGAGACCUCUCCACUCAGUCUGUGACAAGACGCUCGAUCUGUUGCCACAACAGAACUGUACACUGGAGUCUGAACACUGGAAACCCUGGAAAACUCAUCCCCAUCCCGUCGGCUGUUUUCUGUCAACCAAAUGUGUGCCAAACACACACACA
Molecule: messenger RNA, 4049 nt
Organism: Centropristis striata (black sea bass)
Lineage: Eukaryota; Metazoa; Chordata; Actinopteri; Perciformes; Serranidae
Product: insulin receptor substrate 1-B
Exons: 3
Coding region: 372-3866 (1164 amino acids)
Biological process (GO): insulin receptor signaling pathway
Cellular component (GO): cytosol; plasma membrane
Molecular function (GO): phosphatidylinositol 3-kinase binding; insulin receptor binding
Source: RefSeq, a predicted model, not a curated record